CGGCGGCGCUAUCCCAGGAGCAAGCGAAGCCACAGCCGCCGCUACUGCCGCAGGAGGCGUGAGGAGAUAAAAACAUUCAGAUGGCAGAUAACAGCUUUUCAGAUGGGGCUCCUUCAGAUUCCUCGGAAGCUGCUAAAGAUGCAAGUGCUACAGAGAAGCUCACCGAUCAGGUGAUGCAGAACCCUCAGGUCCUGGCAGCCUUGCAGGAGAGGCUCGACAGUGUCUCCCACACUCCUUCCAGCUACAUCGAGACUUUACCUAAAGCCGUGAAAAGAAGAAUCAACGCAUUGAAACAACUUCAGGUGAAGUGUGCUCACAUAGAAGCCAAGUUCUACGAAGAGGUCCACGACCUGGAGAGGAAGUACGCGGCGCUCUACCAGCCUCUCUUUGACAAGAGAAGGGAGUUCGUCACUGGUGACGUGGAGCCGACAGAUGCGGAAUCAGAGUGGCACAGCGAGAAUGAAGAGGAGGACAAACUGGCUGGAGACAUGAAAAGCAAAGUAGUCAUCGCGGAAAAAGAAGCCGAGGCAGCAGAGGAGCCAGCCCCCAGAGGGAUCCCCGAGUUCUGGUUCACCAUCUUCAGAAACGUGGACAUGCUGAGCGAGCUAGUCCAGGAAUAUGAUGAGCCAAUCUUGAAACACCUGCAGGAUAUUAAAGUGAAGUUUUCAGACCCUGGACAGCCUAUGUCUUUUGUGUUAGAGUUCCACUUUGAGCCCAACGACUACUUCACCAAUUCAGUCCUGACCAAGACGUACAAGAUGAAGUCCGAGCCGGACAAGGCCGACCCCUUCUCCUUCGAAGGCCCUGAAAUCGUUGACUGUGACGGGUGCACUAUUGACUGGAAGAAAGGAAAAAACGUUACAGUCAAAACGAUCAAGAAAAAACAGAAACACAAGGGUCGAGGCACCGUCAGAACCAUCACCAAGCAAGUCCCCAACGAUUCCUUUUUCAACUUCUUCAGUCCGCUGAAAGCGUCCGGGGAUGGAGAAUCGCUGGAUGAAGAUUCCGAGUUCACACUAGCCUCCGACUUCGAGAUUGGACACUUCUUCCGUGAGCGGAUAGUCCCGAGGGCCGUGCUGUACUUCACGGGGGAGGCCAUAGAGGAUGACGACAAUUUUGAAGAAGGUGAGGAAGGAGAAGAGGAGGAGCUCGAAGGAGACGAGGAGGCGGAAGAAGAGGACGAUGCCGACGCGAGCCUCAAGGUGUAAUUUUUGUCUGUUAAUCAUGCGUUUCUAGAAGGAGCCCAGCCAGCCCUCGGAGUGCAAGCAGCAGUGAGCAGCGACCUGUCGGCGCAGCGCCCACACCGGCCUUUUUCAAGUGCAUGGUUUUCGCUUCAUUUUCCUCUUUCCUUAUUAUUUUGCUUAACCUGUACAGCGGCCACUUACACGCGUUUCAGAAGUAGGAGGUUGAAUCUAAUCCCGCACCCUCUGCGGCCUUGGGUGCAGCUCAGUAGACUUCCCCAGGCCCACCUUUGGGGGGGCCCGUAGACCACGUGGGGUGGGAAGGUCCCCAAGCCCAGGACAGAAGUCCGGGGGCUUCUGCUCCCAUCUCUGUUUGAAGACACCACACGCUCUGUCCAGCCACCGGGUCCUCUGUCUGACCUCGGCGGAGCCGGACCGUCCGUGCUGCCGGGGUUCUCACUUGGGUUUUCUUUUCCUGGGGUGGGGUGGGGUGGGGUCGUGGCGCCCACAGGGCUGAGGCGUUAGCUUGUGUGGUGCGUCCCCAUAUUUAUUUGUUCCUCUGCUGUGAGCUCGGGUGGGUGCUGGCGCUUGUCCUCAGGUUUCUGAAACCAUGUUUGUGAUGGGGACGGGGGAGGGGCCGGGAGGAGGGGCGUGGCUCCUGGGAGCGAGGCCUGAGGGCGGAGGCACUCCUGGACGGGGGGCUCCUUGGCCACGCAGUGCCGUGUGCCCGUCUUCUGUGGGAGGGCUGGGCGGGCACGGGUGUCCUCGUGUGUACGUGUCGCGUCUCCUUGCCCAUUUCUCAGCCCCGCGUCCAUCGUGUCUUAAAGCCCUGGGUUCAGAGCGACCUGUUCUUGGCUGGCGUGUGGGGCUCCGAGUGUGUGACUUGUUCCCUGGUCCCUGGCAGCCGGUGACACGGGCCCACGCGGACCAGGCCUGGAGAGUGCUCAGCCUUAUUACUUAGAUACAUUUGUAACUGAAGAUGCUGUUUUCAAUUUGUACAGACGAGUUAGAGUAUCUAUUAAAGUGGUGAAACCUGG
Eptesicus fuscus (big brown bat) is the source of this 2218-nucleotide messenger RNA. It is a transcript of the gene NAP1L4, whose product is annotated as nucleosome assembly protein 1 like 4. Lineage: Eukaryota; Metazoa; Chordata; Mammalia; Chiroptera; Vespertilionidae. The record is from RefSeq and is a predicted model, not a curated record. Gene Ontology annotation, cellular component: nucleus; chromatin. The coding region runs from base 81 to 1208 and encodes 375 amino acids. Gene Ontology annotation, biological process: nucleosome assembly. Gene Ontology annotation, molecular function: chromatin binding; histone binding. The transcript has 16 exons.